AGCUCCCUCCUUCACCCCAGAUCUUGGCCGGACCUGUCAAAACCACGCCUAUGGACACCCACAAUUGGUCUGCGCCGCGUAAAAUCCACAAUCAAAUCCAGAAGAAAGACAGCAAGAAAGCCCUCGAGCCCCUACGGUGUCUUGAUUCGGAACGAUGAGGCGACCGGUUCCCGGCUCGGAUUGCGGCGUCGACCCGACUCCAAAGACUCGCGAUCCUUGAACCGAAGCAAAGGGGUUUGGUUUCGCUUUGCUUUGGGAAAGGCGAAUCGAGCUGCCUCUUUUAAAACUGGAAGGAGAGCGAGGGGAACGAACGGUUUUUCUUCCCCCUACGGACUCUGAGAUCAAGCUUGGGUGUUUGUUUUUUUCUUUUUCUUCCCCCCCCCUCUCCCUCUCUCUCUGGGGGGGGUCAAGAGUCCUUUCAAGACUGCAGGGAGGGGGACGCUGCUCCGGUUUUAACUCCCCCUCCCUCCCCUUAAGAUCAUCUUGACUUGCUCUUUUAAAGGACAUAAUUUUUGAAGGCGUCAAGGAUCGCCCUUGUGGGGUGUUGGGUUGUUCUUGGGUUGGUUGCUUUGAGAUCUCCAGGACGGGGGUUGUAUCCCCCCCGCCGCCGCCGCCGCCGCCGCCUUUUCUCCAGUUUGCAACAAAUAGCCAGGACUUACCGGCGCCUCGGAGACACCCAGAAGAGUCCAGAUCGUUGGCUUGCUGCGGAGGGGAUGUAAGUGGGUGUCCCCCCCACUCCGUUCUCGUUCCCCUUGGGGGGGUCCCCCUUUUAAUCUUUGCGCCCCUUAAGGCACCCCAAUCCGCUUUACCAGAGCUGGCUUGAAACUGACUAAGCUUCAGCCUGCCGGAGCGCCGAGAAGCCGAACGGGGUUGAAAUUGACUAGCGUCCGCCUGAGCUCGCAGGGAGAGGUGCGCGCGGGGUCGGAGGGGGAUUGAAAUUGACGAGCAAGCCAUCGCCUCCCGUCGCUGGGGGGAUCGCUCUUUUCUCCUGGAUUUGUGGAUAUACUGAUGAGAGAUCCACCGUUCCCGGGGACUGCGAUGGCUUAUCACCCCUUCCACGCGCCCAGGCCGUCCGAUUUCCCGAUGUCUGCCUUCUUAGCGGCCGCCCAGCCGUCUUUCUUCCCGGCUUUGGCUCUGCCCCCGGCUGCCCUGACGAAACCUUUGCCGGAUCCCAGCCUGGCCGGAGCCGCCGAGGCGAGUUUGCACGUCUCGGCUCUGGGCCACCACCACCCAGCCGCUCAUCUGCGCUCGCUCAAGAGCUUGGAGCCCGAAGAAGAGGUCGAGGACGACCCGAAAGUCACCCUGGAAGCCAAAGAGCUCUGGGAUCAGUUUCACAAACUAGGGACAGAAAUGGUGAUCACCAAAUCUGGAAGGCGGAUGUUCCCCCCUUUCAAAGUGAGAGUCAGCGGCCUGGACAAGAAAGCCAAGUACAUUCUGUUAAUGGAUAUUGUAGCAGCUGACGAUUGUCGUUAUAAGUUCCACAACUCACGUUGGAUGGUGGCCGGGAAAGCAGACCCGGAGAUGCCCAAACGCAUGUACAUCCACCCGGACAGUCCAGCCACGGGGGAGCAGUGGAUGGCCAAGCCCGUGGCCUUCCACAAACUCAAACUCACCAACAACAUCUCGGAUAAGCAUGGCUUUACCAUCCUUAAUUCGAUGCACAAAUACCAACCGAGGUUCCAUAUAGUCCGGGCGAAUGACAUUCUCAAGUUACCUUACAGCACUUUUAGAACUUAUGUGUUCCCCGAAACAGACUUUAUCGCCGUAACUGCCUACCAAAACGACAAGAUCACCCAACUGAAAAUAGAUAACAACCCUUUUGCGAAAGGAUUUCGAGAUACCGGGAAUGGAAGGCGAGAAAAAAGGAAACAGCUUACUCUGCCCUCCCUACGGAUGUAUGAGGAUCAGUGCAAACCGGAUCGAGAUGGAGGAGAAUCGGAUGCGUCUUCGUGUGAACCUGCCCCGGUUCGGGAUUCACUCCACUCCCCUUUGGGUACAGACCCCAGUCCUUUGAAACUCCACCGCAACAGCAGAGAAGACAAAGGCAGCGAUCAAGAGUUGGAGAAGCUCCCGGAAGGGAAGAGGCCCAGUCCCGAUCCGGGGAACAGCAGCCCGCGCAGCAGCAGCAGCCCCCGCUUGCAAGGGGAAGAGAGGAGUAAAGAGCGCACCGGCAAAGCCAGUGAGGCUUCCAAAGACAGCAGCGAGGGCGCCGUUUUUAGCCCCUUGGGCUUGGAGAAAGACAAGCCAGAGGGCAGGAGGAAAGAGCAGCCCUCGCAGCACGAAGCCUCCAAGAAAGAGGGCCUGGGAGACUGCGGCCCCCUAGGGGGCAGCAAGGAGGCCUUUGCCCCGCUGAUGGUGCAGACGGACAGCCCUCCGCACCUGAGCGCCGGGCACCUCCAGAGUUUGGCUCUGUCCGGCCUCCAUGGACAGCAGUUUUUCAACCCCUUAAGUGCCGGGCAGCCCUUCUUCAUCCACCCGGGACAGUUCGCCAUGGCCCCCGGGGCCUUCUCCGCCAUGGGCAUGGGACACUUACUGGCAUCCGUGGCCGGCGCCGGGAGCCUGGAAAACGGGGGGCUUUCGGCUGCGCAAGGGACUGCUGCUGGGGCCACCCCCUUCCCCUUCCACCUCUCGCAACACAUGUUGGCUUCUCAGGGAAUCCCUGUGCCGACUUUUGGCGGACUCUUUCCGUACCCGUACACCUACAUGGCGGCGGCGGCAGCGGCGGCUUCCGCUAUGCCGGCAACUAGUGCGGCGGCUGCCAGCUCGUUAUCCCGGAACCCCUUCCUGAGCAACGCCCGUCCGCGCCUGCGGUUCAGCCCCUACCAGAUCCCCGUUGCCAUUCCGCCCAGCACCAACUUGCUCACCACUGGCUUGCCUGCCAGCUUGAAUGCCGGCUCGGAGGGCUCCAAACCCGGAAGCAGCCGGGAAUCCAGCCCGCUCUCGGAUCUCCCCGUCCACAAACCCAGCGGUCAACGGGCCUCUUUGUCCCCCAAGGGCUCCUUAAAGGAUUCCAUCAACGAACUCCAGAACAUCCAAAGACUGGUUAGCGGCUUAGAAAGCCAAAGGGAAGUCUCCCCGGGCCGGGAGACCCCCAAGUGACCGGGGGCGCGGACGGUCCCUCAAAACGGGGUGAGAUGAAGCUGGGGAGCAGAUGUGUACAGCACAGUAUAAAUAUUUAUUUUUUAAAGAGGAGCGGGGUUUUAAGAGGGGGUGGGGGGGACUAAAGAAAAAGGGUCACCAAGCCUGAGGCCCCAUAGGGCCACCGGGAUACAACAACGGCCGAAGGAGAACACCCUGCAACCCAGCAAUAUAAUUGGGUGGAGAAAGUAUGGGAUAACACAGUCGCUAAGCCCUGGAGAUCAACUGUCCCCCAGAAGUUCCCCCAAAUACACACGUUUCUUGACUUUGGUUCUAGUGGAAUAUAUAGAGACAGCCCUGAAUUCUUCUGGCCUACUUCUUUGGCCUGAACAAAACCGAGGGUUGAACAAGGUGAUCUAUAGUAUACUAACAAACCUCCAGAUAGAUGGGCAAUCUAGGAGGUCAUCAUGGUGGAAGAUGAUGCUAAAGACCGCCUACUACUAUCUCUUUUUGUUUCUAAACCAACACUGUUGGAAAGGCAUUUCGCUAUUUCCCCCGCCCGCCCGCUUAUCAGGAUGAACUUUCAAAAUGCGGACGUUGCUCUGGGUUGCGUUAUCUAAGGCAAGGAGAGUGGAGGAAGAGGAGUGGUUUUUUUGGUUUUUUAACUACAAACUCUAGCAGAUUGAACACAGGACAUUCAUUUGAGACUAUAUAUAGAAAAGCGUAACCUUUAGAGCCGACGUCCAUCUACUCUUGGAAGGCCAUAAGAAAAUGAAACAAAGAACCCAAACGUUCAGAAUUGGUACAAUCCAUGUGACUUUCUCUCUUUCUUUCUCUUUUUGGACUCUCCCUGUGUACCAGGAAAAAAAAAAGGAAAAGGAAACCUAAUAUUUAUGGAAUAAAUGGUAAUUUGUGUAAAUAAGCUAUACGAAUCCCAAAAUAUGCAAAAAUUGGUAUUAAUUUAUUUAGAGUUGUACAUUGGAGUGUACAUAAUUAGAGUUUAACUCAUCACAUUUAAUUGUUCUCUUCUUUUUUUUUCAUUUUACGUAAACAUACAUAUUGUAAAUGAAGACCUAUUUAGCUCUUUGUGAAUGGAGGAAAAUAUUGGUUUUCUUUUGGCUUUUUGUGUCUAAACAAAAAACGACAAAAAAAGUGGUUCCCCCGCCUGUUUGAAGACAAUCAUGUGCCAUCAACACCACUUUUAGGACAUGAGGAAAAAGAGGGCAACCAAUCUUGAAUCCUUUUCAAAGGACUUUACAGGGGACGUCCUGCCCCUUCCUAAUAUAUAAUCAUUCAAAUAGCAAUUCAACACUGAGUGAAUGAAUUAAAGGAAAAAUCUCUUUUACAGUGCGGGGUAUACUAUAUAUAUAUAUAUAUAUAUAUAUAUAUAUAUAUAUAUGCAGGAAUAAACCUCAGGUUUUUAUUUUUUCACUCCAGAACAACAAUAAAAGGGGGGGGAUCCCCACCUUAAAAAAAAAAAAAACUUUAAAACUAUACUAAAAUUUAAAAUAUCACUUGGACAGUGUGCUAUAUAUUGUUUUAAUUUUUUUUUAAAAGGUUAGAAAUGUGCUGGUUAUUCGGGUAUCUAUCUGUUCAAUUUUUUUGA
Molecule: messenger RNA, 4684 nt
Organism: Elgaria multicarinata webbii
Lineage: Eukaryota; Metazoa; Chordata; Lepidosauria; Squamata; Anguidae
Gene: TBX2
Product: T-box transcription factor 2
Exons: 8
Coding region: 1009-3099 (696 amino acids)
Biological process (GO): regulation of transcription by RNA polymerase II; cell fate specification; positive regulation of DNA-templated transcription
Cellular component (GO): nucleus
Molecular function (GO): RNA polymerase II cis-regulatory region sequence-specific DNA binding; DNA-binding transcription factor activity, RNA polymerase II-specific
Source: RefSeq, a predicted model, not a curated record